AUGUCCUUGUGGGGAAAGACUACAAAGCUGAACAUAAGAUCUAUUUCAAAUAAUCACCUUUUACAUCUCUAUAACUUUGUCAUACUCAGUAAUCCUAAUGACAACUAUGAACUUAUUCUUGAAACACAUUCACGAUGCCAUUUUUUGAGCUAA
This is a messenger RNA of Histoplasma capsulatum G186AR, 153 nucleotides long. RefSeq lists its product as uncharacterized. The coding region runs from base 1 to 153 and encodes 50 amino acids. The transcript has 2 exons. The record is from RefSeq and is a predicted model, not a curated record. Lineage: Eukaryota; Fungi; Ascomycota; Eurotiomycetes; Onygenales; Ajellomycetaceae.